Molecule: messenger RNA, 243 nt
Organism: Rotaria sp. Silwood1
Lineage: Eukaryota; Metazoa; Rotifera; Eurotatoria; Philodinida; Philodinidae
Source: the annotation of a GenBank genome assembly
AUGAACAAGGAUGAGACAUUUCAUGCUCUUCCAUGUGAACUAUUGAUCAUUGGAGAAGGUAUGGAUGCUUAUGGUGAACAAUAUCUGCUGAGUAUACGAUCAGGUCGAAUUUAUUUAGGCCUUCAAACUACAUCUGAAUGGAUAUUAAUUGGAACAUUUGCUGAUUGGAUUAAAAUAGGAAUAGAGAGUGCUAAACAUGAGAAGGAAGAUAUUCAAAGAUCGCAUGAUGAAAGUGAAAUAUAA